Exophiala bonariae is the source of this 1572-nucleotide messenger RNA. RefSeq lists its product as uncharacterized. The transcript is spliced from 3 exons. Gene Ontology annotation, molecular function: O-methyltransferase activity. The record is from RefSeq and is a predicted model, not a curated record. Lineage: Eukaryota; Fungi; Ascomycota; Eurotiomycetes; Chaetothyriales; Herpotrichiellaceae. Bases 1 to 1572 code for a protein of 523 amino acids.
AUGUGUCAAAUCGAAUCCCUCGCGCUCACAGUGAGCAUUCAAUCACAACUACUCAGCAAGGCCUGGCAUGACAAUGAGGUUCAUAGUCUCUCAUCAUGCGCCAGCAAGAAUCGAACAACUGUUCCCAAGCUGGAUGCUGCCGGAGAGCAAGCACGAAAUCAACUCAUCGCUAGUCUAAGGCAUCUAGAACAACUCGUCCUGGGUCCCAAGGAUGCUAUGCAGAGUUUAUACUACCGUAGUGCAGAAGCAGGCGUCGUCCAGGCAUUAUGUCAACUUGAAGUACCUCAGUCAGUACCUUUGGAAGGCUCAAUAUCUUACACCGACCUGUCUACCAAAGUUGGCGUUUCAGAGGAUCGUCUCAAGCACCUGAUCCGUAAUGCCGCCGUAUGUUCAAACUAUCUGAGAGAAACCGAAAAUGGAGAGGUGGCCCACAGCCCAAACUCGUCCAUCUGGCAACUCGAUCCCAUGAUGGCCAACGGUAUGGAGGUGAUGCUCAACCACCUGCCUUCCUCGUCUUUCAAAUUAGGUGAAGUAUGCACACGGGAUCCCAAUGACGAACAAGAGAAAGUCGAUGGAUUCAGUCUUGCACGCGGAGCUCCUCUCUUCGAGUAUCUCGAGACGAACCCCGACCAAGGUCGACGGUUUGCCGCUCAUAUGCGCGCCCAAGCUGCACAAUCCGGCGACGAAGCCAUUCAGGAGUGUUAUGAUUGGGAUUCCGUAAAGGGAAAGACAUUGGUUGAUUGUGGAGGUUCGUUCGGCUCUGUCGCCACAGCCAUUGUCCGCAAAGCCCCAGGCGUGAAGUGCAUCGUUCAGGAUCUCCCCAAGGUCAUCAACUCUGCCAUUGCCGUCACAGCCAAAAACCCAAACUUCCCCCAUGACUCUGUUUCAUUCCAAGCACACUCCUUCCUCGAGCCCCAACCCAUAGUGGCAGAUCUAUACCUGUUCCGCAUGGUCUUCCACAACUGGUGCGACCAAGGCGCCCGCCGCAUCAUCAAAGCUCUUCUACCAGUCCUCAAACCCGGUGCACGCGUAAUUGCCAUCGAGUACGUCAUGCCUCCCAUCGGUAGUGCACCCAUCUACGCCGAACUUGCGACCCGGCGAUUGGACAACGUCAUGUACAGCCUGAUGAAGGGCAAGGUCCGCGAAUUGGAAGAGUUCAAGGAUCUCUUUGCCAGCGUCGACACCAACCUCAAAUUCAAGAGCUUCCGACAGGGCGAGCUCAAGGCCACUCACGAUCCAAAGUGUCAUUCAGUCCUAGAGUGGGUUUAUGAUCCCGAGCCAGUUGUCGCAGGUGAGCCCGUGGUCGUCGCCGAGCCAGUCGCUGCUAUGACGAAAGCUGAAGUCCCUUCAUUGCCGGUCCUCGAUGUAGCUGCUGUCGCGACAACUCAACAUGUCGACGCUGAGAACGAGCCAUCGACUCCAGUUCUCAGCAGCCCUAGCGAGUCAUCCACAUCGUCACCGGGGGUUGUCGAAGUUCGGGACGCCCAAAUGGCCAGAGAGGACAAGAAAAUGGCAGACAUAUCAGUCCAGGAGAUUAGACAGUCCCCUGACUCUCCUGUCCAUUUGUCGUAG